This is a messenger RNA of Westerdykella ornata, 977 nucleotides long. RefSeq names its product S-adenosyl-L-methionine-dependent methyltransferase. Lineage: Eukaryota; Fungi; Ascomycota; Dothideomycetes; Pleosporales; Sporormiaceae. The coding region runs from base 180 to 977 and encodes 265 amino acids. The transcript is spliced from 3 exons. The record is from RefSeq and is a predicted model, not a curated record.
UCCAACGACACGGUACCUACGUAUCAAUUGGAACAGACGCUUACGAUCCUAAUAUCAUCGUACGGCAGGAGAUUUCUCGAUCCUCGCACGUUUUGGUCCUUCAAUCGCAAUUUACGCAAUCUCGCCCGAUCCCCCUGACUUCCAUCAUCCUCUUUGCUGAGUACGCUGUGGAAAAGGAUAUGAGCACUGCGCAGAAUAAACCGCAAAGUACACAGUACGACAAUAUCGGCAAGAAAUAUGAGAAAGGGUUCGUGAUGCCGGCUGUGGAGCCGGAGGCGCUGAGUGUGAUCAAGGCGCUUGGGGAUGUGAGGGGGAAGAGGUGUCUUGACCUCGCCUGCGGCACCGGCCGCUACACCCACCUCCUGCACACCCUCGGCGCCGCCUCCAUCCACGCCUUCGACAUCUCCCCCGCCAUGAUCGCCGCCGCCCAAUCCUCGUACCCAGCAGAAACAUAUCCCAACAUCCGAUUCGCCGUCGCGGAUUGUAGCAAGCCCCUCCCGCUUGACCAACCAGAUGGAGAAGCAAAUGAGAACUUCGACAUUAUCUUCGCCGGCUGGUUUCUCAACUACGCCGGCACAGAAGAGGAAUUAGAAGGCAUGUUCAGGGUUAUCAGGAGUAAUUUGGCGGAAGGCGGCAGGUUCGGGGGGAUUACGACCGAUGUAUCGGAUGCGAGGAUGCAUCUGCCCAAGCACGAUUUCUACGGCAUAGAUGUCGAGGUUUUGAACCCGGAGUAUCGCGCUCCUUCUUCUCCUUUGCCGUCAACUUCCUCCACAAGAGUCACGUUCCGCGACGCGGGCAUCUCGUUCGAGUGUUUCCAGUUCAAGAAGGAGGUGUAUGAGAGGUGUGCGGCGAGAGCGGGGAUGAAGUUAACAUGGGCGGAGUUGGUGUUACCGGAGGACGAAAGGAAGGAGGAUGGGUUCUGGGAGAGGUGGUUGGAACGGCCAACUUUCUCGGUGGUUGUGGGGGAAUCCGCGUAG